AUGAAGUUCCCAAAGUCAAAGGACGAGGAGCCAACAGCUCCUGAGCAAAUAGUCAUCAGGAAGAGAUCCAAAGUUCCUGGUGUGAUGAUCACUCAGACUGUCAAGGAAGUUCCUCAAGGUAAAAGCCACCCAGACUUCACACGCAAACCCAUCGCCCUGACUAUUCAAGAAGGAAAGAUUGCUGUUUUUAAAGCAAUCGUCACAGGGACUCCAACUCCAUCAGUAAGAUGGUCUCGAAAUAAUGAUGACAUUUCUGACACAGAAAAAUACAUCGUUGUGUAUGAGCCAGUCACAGGAGAACACCAGCUACAGAUGCCUAAUGUAGCUGUAGACCAGGCAGGCACCUACAAAUGUUUGGCUGAAAAUGAGUUUGGUCGUGCUAUUGUUACUGCAACAUUGAAUAUAAUUGAAGUUGGAUUCAAAAAGAGCAAGGAAUUGCAAGAAUCACGAACGGGUCUUCACAUUUGUUGUGCCCUUUGUUCAUACAGCGCUAAUCGCCCAAAAGAGGAGCGACAAGAUGGAGAGGUUGAUGAAAGGUUCUGGGAGCUACUGUUGAGUGCUGAUAAGAAAGACUACGAGCGUAUUUGUGCUGAAUAUGGAGUGACUGAUUUCCGGUGGAUGUUGAAGAAAUUAAAUGAAAAGAAAAGAGAAAUAGAAGAACAGCAGGCACAGUACAUUGAAUACCUGAGCAACUUGAGACAUAUUGACAUCAAAACCCCUGGGUGUGCACAGUUUGAAUUUGAAAUGGAUCUCAGGGAUCCCAAUGCCAAAAUCUUACUCUAUAAAGAUGGAGAACUGGUUGAAUUCAGUGCUGACACAAGUGAGAAGCACAGUCUGCGUCGAAUUGGCAGACGGUUCAUUUUCAGUGUCAGUGGUCUGUCUCCAGAUGAUGCCGGACUCUACCAAGUAGAUGUUGAAGGAGUUAAUAUCUUUUCUACAGAUUUUAAACUUCCAAAUGUGGACUUCUUGGUAAAGAUUAAAGAGGUUACAGCAAUUGAAAGAGAGGAUGCAGUCUUUGAGUGUGUUCUGUCUGCACCAGUCCCAAAGAUCACAUGGAUGGGAAAGAGUGUUGCAUUGACUCAAGGCCAGAAAUAUGACAUUACUGUGUCUGAAGAUAUGCUGAUCCAUAGAUUGUUGGUGAAAGAUUGUAUGCUGGUGGAUAAGGGCAUAUAUGCCGCUGUGGUUGGAAUCAAAUCGUGCAAUGCCUGGCUGAUAGUGGAAGCUGACAAUGACUCAGACAAGCGUGAAAAAAAAGUAGCACGCAAAACAACCCAGGCCGGAGGUAGUGGAACUGACUUGGAAAAGACUGCAACUGAGCAGCAAGCCAAGUUACAGAAGGAGAGAGAGGAGAGAAAAGCAAUGCUCAAACAGUGUCAGGUCGACCAGGCUGCACAGGCCCAAGAAAAUGACGCUGAGCCUCCUGUUGUGCUUCCAGUCGAGCCUCUUCUUAACCCUGUAGCACAACCUGCAGCUGAGCAAAUCCCACAAACUUCCCAGAAUUACAAAGUCGAAGCUAAAACCAAGCCUAAAGCUCAGCUCAACUCUGUCUCUAAAGGCAAGGUAGAAGAGCCAAAGGAGGAAGCAACAGAAGAGCCAAAGGAAAAAGUAAGAGAAGAGCCAAUGGAGGAAGUGACAGAAGAGCCAAAGGAAAAAGUAAAAGAAGAGCCAAUGGAGGAAGUGACAGAAGAGCCAAAGGAGGCAGUGAGAGAAGAGCCAAUGGAGAAAGCGACAGAAGAGCCAAAGGAGGCAGUGAGAGAAGAGCCAAAGGUGCAAAAAGGGGAGUUAAUAGAAGAGCAAAAGGAGUUAGAAGUAAAGAAAGAACCUCAAAAAGCAGUGAGUAAGCAUAAAGAAUGUGGACAAGUCAUGGAAUGUGAACAGCAUGAAGAGCGAGUCAGUGAAGAGCAAGAGGAGGAGAAGAAUAAGAGAGUCAGGUCAGGGCCAUUGAUCCCUGAUACUGUAAUUGACCCAGGGGUUUACUUCACUAGUGGGCUGCAAGAUGUCAAAGCUAUUGUAGGCCAUUCAGCUGAGAUGGUGUGCAAGUUAAGCAACACAGACUAUGAUGGAGUGUGGUAUAAGGAUGGAAAGGAGAUAAAAUCUACAGAUGACCUGAUGACUAUCAGAGAUGGAGCAUUGCACAAACUGGUGAUUAAAAAUUGUACAGAGAAUGACAGUGGAAAGUAUCGCUUUGAGGCAGAUGGACGUAAAACAGAGGCUCUGCUCAUUGUAGAAGACCCACCUAGGAUGAAUCAAGAUGAUCUGACUAAGUUCUCACAACCUGUGAUCAUCAAGGUCGACCAAAAUGCCACAUUCAAACUGAGCUUUGUGGGCCAAGAGCCAAUAAAAGUGCAGUGGUACCAUGAUGGUGAGGAGCUACUGGAAGAUUUUAAUAUAAAGAUUGAAAAAUCCUUCAGCCAUAGUCGCCUACUUCUUACUAAGUGCCAGCGCAAAGACACAGGAGAGAUCAAGCUCAAGCUGAAGAAUGAAUUUGGGACUACUGAAGCUUUCUCCAAGCUCAUUGUCUUAGAUAAACCUAGCAAUCCACUGGGUCCUGUAGAGUUAAUUGAAGCCUCAUCAUCAUGUGUGGAGUUCAAGUGGAGACCUCCCAAAGAUGAUGGAGGUUCGCCUGUGAUUUACUACAAUCUUGAAAGGCAACAGAUUGGGCGGAACACUUGGAAGAAAAUUGGAAAUACUGCUCCGGUGCCCCACUAUAAAGACACCGAUGUAGACCAUGGCAGGAAGUACUGCUACCGUAUAAGGGCAUUAACUGCAGAAGGCACCAGUGAUGUGUAUGAGACGGAUGACAUACAGGCUGGCACUAAAGCAUAUCCUGGUCCACCCUCCACACCAAAAGUUGUCAGUGCCUUUAAAGACUGCAUAAACCUGUCAUGGACCCCACCAACCAAAACAGGAGGAACUAACAUUGUGGGCUACAACCUUGAGAAACGCAAAAAAGGCAGCAACCUGUGGAACCAAGUAAACCCUCUAGAGGAGCCAAUCAAAGCCAAACAGUAUGGAGUAAAAGACGUUGUUGAAGGAACUGAGUAUGAAUUCCGCGUCAUAGCCAUCAACUUCUCUGGUGCAGGAGAACCAAGCUCUCCCUCUGACUUUGUGAAAGCCAGAGAUCCUAAAAAGCCUCCUGGUAAAGUUAUUGAUCUGAAGGUGGCAGAUUCCACAUAUUCUACCUUGUCUUUGACUUGGACUAAACCAAAAGAGCAAAAAAGUGUGCAAGAUGAAGCUAAAGGAUAUUUCGUAGAAUUAAGACCAGCUGAGAACACAGAAUGGACUCGCUGUAACUCCCAUGAACUUAUCACAACUUCAUACACAAUUCAUGGUCUUAAGUCCAUGGCUAUGUACUGGGUAAGAGUAGUGGCAACAAAUGAAGGUGGAGAUAGUGAGCCACAAAACCUGGACAACUACAUCAUUGCCAUGCCCCCACCAGUCAAACCAAAAUUCACUGAUCGAAAAAUUAAGAGCUUUAUGGUGGUGAGAACUGGACAUUCUGUUCGGGUCAACAUUCAGUUUGAGGGUUCUCCAAUGCCCACAAUAAACUGGCUCAAAGACGGAAUGCCUCCAUUUAAACAUGUGACCAUAAGCAACACAGAAGGUACAUCUCAGCUUUUAAUUCCAUCUGCGGAGCGCUCUGAUACUGGAGUUUACACCAUUAUAGUCAAGAACAUGGUGGGCCAAGAGACCUUUAGUACUGAGAUUAGGGUCACAGAUGACCCAAAGUCUCCUGGGCCAGUGGAGCUGGAGGAAAAUGUUCCUGGCACAUUAACAGUCUGUUGGAGCCCCUCUCCUGAUGAGAAACGAGAUGACCGUCUGCACUACAUGGUGACCAAACGUGACUCAGUCAAGCAGACCUGGCACACAGUGGCUGACCGAGUGUUCAACAACAGCUUCACAGCUGUCAACAUCAUGCCAGGAAGAGAAUAUAACUUCCGAGUGUAUGCCAAAAAUGACAUUGGGCUCUCUGAACCUUCUGAGUCCCCAACAUGGGGGCGUGAGAGUAAGAAAGAAAAGUUCACCCUCAGUAUGCCUGAACUCAAGGCCUUUAACCUUGAGUCACCACCUACUUUUACAGUCCCAAUGAAAACACAUACUAGUCCAGAGAAGUAUGAAUGUCAUAUGAGUUGUGCUGUGAGAGGCAAUCCCACCCCCUAUGUGACCUGGUACCGCAACAACAUCAGUAUCAACACAAACACCAACUACUACAUCACCAACACAUGUGGUGUCUGUUCUUUAAAAAUACUAAGAGUGGAGACUAAAGACGAUGGAGAGUACAAAGCGAUUGCAGAAAAUUCUUUAGGUCGUGCUGAGUGCACCACUCAACUCAAAAUCAGAGGGUUGAAAACAUUUAUGACAUAG
Molecule: messenger RNA, 4365 nt
Organism: Tachysurus fulvidraco (yellow catfish)
Lineage: Eukaryota; Metazoa; Chordata; Actinopteri; Siluriformes; Bagridae
Product: immunoglobulin-like and fibronectin type III domain-containing protein 1
Exons: 22
Coding region: 1-4365 (1454 amino acids)
Molecular function (GO): protein binding
Source: RefSeq, a predicted model, not a curated record